Diospyros lotus (date-plum) is the source of this 1272-nucleotide messenger RNA. Its product is annotated as thermospermine synthase ACAULIS5-like. Lineage: Eukaryota; Viridiplantae; Streptophyta; Magnoliopsida; Ericales; Ebenaceae. The record is from RefSeq and is a predicted model, not a curated record. The transcript is spliced from 10 exons. The coding region runs from base 112 to 1104 and encodes 330 amino acids. Gene Ontology annotation, molecular function: thermospermine synthase activity. Gene Ontology annotation, biological process: polyamine biosynthetic process.
UCUCUCUCUCUCCUUCCCCUUUUUAUACUCCUCUUCCCCUUCGCUUCUCCCCAUCCCCCAUUCACCUAACUCUCCUCUCUCCCUUCAUCAUCUCUAAGCUAGAAGAAGAAUAUGGGUGAUAUUUCUUGCUCCAACGGCAAUGCCCAUUCAUCAAUGGUGGGGGGUUAUAGAAAGAGCUGCUGGUAUGAGGAAGAGAUCGAGGACAACCUGCGCUGGUGCUUUGCACUCAAUAGUAUUUUGCACACAGGAGCUACUCAGUACCAGGACAUUCAACUUUUGGACACAAAGCCCUUUGGAAAGGCUCUAGUCAUUGAUGGAAAGCUUCAAAGUGCAGAGAUAGAUGAGUUCAUCUACCAUGAAUCUCUUGUCCACCCAGCACUUGUUCAGCAUCCAGGUCCAAAGAUUAUCUUUAUCAUGGGAGGGGGUGAAGGUUCCACAGCAAGAGAACUGCUGCGACACAGGACAGUAGAGAAGGUUGUGAUGUGUGAUAUUGAUGAGGAGGUUGUGGACUUCUGCAAGUCAUACUUGGCGGUGAAUAAGGAAGCCUUUUCUGAUCCCAGACUUGAGCUUGUCAUCAAUGAUGCCAGGGCUGAGCUUGAAAGGAGAGAAGAUUGUUAUGAUGUGAUUGUUGGGGACCUGGCAGAUCCCAUAGAAGGAGGCCCAUGUUACAAGCUCUACACCAAAUCUUUCUAUGAAUCCAUUGUUAAACAGAGGCUUAAUCAAGAUGGCAUUUUUGUCACACAAGCAGGACCAGCUGGGAUUUUCAGCCACACUGAAGUCUUUUCUUGCAUUUACAACACUCUGAAGCAGGUUUUCAAAUAUGUUGUUCCUUAUUCAGCUCACAUUCCUUCUUAUGCUGACACUUGGGGAUGGGUCAUGGCAUCGGAUUCGCCAUUCAUGCUUAGUGCUGAUGAACUAGACCUAAGAAUGAAGCAAAGGAUCAAAGGGGAGAACAGAUACCUUGAUGGGAAAACGUUCACUUCAGCCUCUACUUUGAGCAAAGCAGUCAGGAAAUCACUGGACAGUGAGACUCAUGUUUACACAGAGAAGAGCGCGAGGUUCAUAUAUGGCCAUGGCACUGCCUUCAAGCACAAUCAAGCUUGAGACAAUAUGAGAAACAAGGAUGAAACUAAAGAAACAACUAUCCAGUCUUGCAAUUAAUUUACUUACUUGUGGCUUUUCUCUUCCUGUUUUCCCUUCAUGGUUUAUUUCUUUCUAACUUGAAAGGAAUGGUAUAUUAAUGAAAUGCUUUUUGUUUUAUUAUUAUGCUUA